Vicia faba (fava bean) is the source of this 429-nucleotide messenger RNA. The record is from the annotation of a GenBank genome assembly. NCBI's taxonomy places the organism in Eukaryota, Viridiplantae, Streptophyta, Magnoliopsida, Fabales, Fabaceae.
AUGAGAACUGAGAGACAAGAUGCUGUUAAUAUUAUGAAAACACACCAUCAAUUUCAUAGAAAUGCAAAUAAUUCACUUUCAUUCAUCCAUCACCCAAAAACAUGUUGUUACACCGUCUUCUCCUCCGCUCUAUCCGUUCAUCCACCAUACCUCCCAUUUCCAUCACCGCACGAUCCUUCGCAUUUUUUCUCCAUCGAAGAGGCCGCCGCUGGGCGCCGUCGUCGUAAGCGAAGACUUCGCAUCGAGCCUCCCUUGAACGCCAUUCGUCCUCCACCCCACCUUCCGUACUUUCUGGAUCGGCGGUUUACAGUACUGGAUUUUUUUAGACUCACUAGGAGAUCUAAGGGUUAUGGUUUCGUGAGAUUUGCUGAUGAGGGUGAACAGACGAGGGCUAUGACUGAAAUGCAAGGUGGUUUUGAAGUAGAAUAG